Molecule: messenger RNA, 194 nt
Organism: Dentiscutata erythropus
Lineage: Eukaryota; Fungi; Glomeromycota; Glomeromycetes; Diversisporales; Gigasporaceae
Source: the annotation of a GenBank genome assembly
AUAGCCAUGGAAACUGUCCCAAUUGUCCUCAUUACACACAAACGCUAGAACACUUCACUCUAAAAUGUCCAUUAAGUAAAACAAUCUGGGAAACUGCUUAUGAAGUACUUAAGACAACCGAAACUGAAAAAUGGGAGGACAUUUUUCAAGCGACUAAUAUUAAUGACAACAGAAAACAUAAGCCUGCAAUCUAG